Anopheles arabiensis is the source of this 2640-nucleotide messenger RNA. It is a transcript of the gene aft, whose product is annotated as cap-specific mRNA (nucleoside-2'-O-)-methyltransferase 2. The transcript has 2 exons. Bases 51 to 2213 code for a protein of 720 amino acids. Lineage: Eukaryota; Metazoa; Arthropoda; Insecta; Diptera; Culicidae. The record is from RefSeq and is a predicted model, not a curated record. Gene Ontology annotation, molecular function: methyltransferase cap1 activity. Gene Ontology annotation, cellular component: nucleus; cytoplasm. Gene Ontology annotation, biological process: 7-methylguanosine mRNA capping.
CGUUGCUUUCGAAACAAUAACAAACCCGCAAAUACGUACCGCUACUGUUCAUGGCGAUGGAAAUUCCACCGGCCGAAGAUAUCGUACUCGAAGAAGAUGCCGUUUUGCGAGAAAAAAUAUACCACGAGGCAGCGGCACAGUUUGAGAAAAAGUUCCAGUUUCAGCCACUGCCAGCUAACACUCCACUUCCCCCGCUAGACACACUGUACAGUGGACCGCCGUACACGGUGCCUGCCCUAGAGGAACAGAAACGUCGUCUGAACGAGGUUAAAAAUCGGCUGAACGAUUUUGAAAUUAGCGACUGGCACCAGCACACCCGAAAGCGAUCGUCACUACUGCCGAUACUGAACGAACUGCGGUACCGCAUCAGGGCCGAGUUUGUAACGCAAGCGUUUGCCAAGCUGUACGAGUGUGUGUCCGCCUACGAGCUGAUCGACGGACAGCAGCAGGAGCUGUACAGUGUGCACCUGUGCGAAGCGCCCGGGGCCUUCGUUACCGGGCUGAAUCACUACAUCCGGCUGCACUGUGCACCGCGCACCAAAUGGGCCUGGUUCGCCUGUACGCUCAACCCGCACUACGAGGGCAACUGUCCGGGCAACAUGAUACCGGACGAUCGGUUCAUCCUGCACACGCUCGGCUCGUGGUGUUUCGGAGCGGACGGUACGGGCGACAUUAUGGUGCGGGAAAAUCGCGACGCCAUCAUCAAACGAAGUCAACGCUUCCCAACGGUACAUCUCGUCACAGCGGACGGAUCGAUCGAUUGCUUAAACGUACCGGAAGAGCAGGAAGAGCGGGUCGCCAAACUGCACCUGGCCGAAACCGUCCUUGCUCUCAGUGUGCUUAGCCCCGGGCAACACUUUGUGCUGAAAAUGUUUACCCUGUUCGAGCAUUCGAGCGUGAGCUUGCUGUUCCUGCUAAAUCACUGCUUCGACGAGCUGCACGUGUUUAAACCCUGCACCUCGAAGCCGGGCAACUCGGAGGUGUACAUCGUGGCGAAGCACUACCGCCAGCCGAACGGUAUCGAGCAGUAUCUCGACCAAAUCUACACCAACCUGCAGGACGAUACGAAGGCAAUUUUCAACCGAACCACCAUACCGGACACGUUCCUAGAGCAGCUGCGUACCUGCACCACCCAGUUCGUCCAAUGGCAGACGGACGUUAUCGAAAGCAAUAUCCGGUUCUAUCGUACGAGCGAUCCGCUCGAGGACCAACGACUCGCCCUAUUUAAGCAAACCAUUUUGGAGAUAUUUUUCACCCAGUAUCACAUCACCCCAAUACGCAACAACCACCGGAUCGUGCACCGGGCCAAGGUGUCCGAAGGGCUCAACAUCAACCAGAAAGAAUCGCGCGGUACGUUCAACGAACGUACGCAACUUGCUGCUGCCGCUGAUGCAAGCGUGACCGAAACGCUACGUUCACUUUGCGACCGGUUAGAUCAUCUCACCCUUACGCGGCAGCUGUUUCAUCCGCAAGCCACCCUAAACGAUCCACUCCAGGAAGGGGACCCAGACAAUGGGUUCGCCCCCGUGCAGCACCGGCUGUUCUUCGCCAUCGGGAAACCGAUCGAACGGGUGAAAAGUUCCAAAUUUGCCCUCAUCACCUGUAUCCGGCUGCUGAACGAUACGGUCGAUCUGGUGCGAAGGGUAGUAAAGGAGCAGGAAAUUCCUUUCCCCCAGAGCGAACCCAUCACGGUGACCGGUAAUACUGUCACGAUUAGUAUCGCAUCGUACCCUUCGAUUGCAGACACCAUUGCCCAGCACGAAAAGCAACUCUUUCGCACGAUCGUGCACACCGUGCUCGAGCUCAUAGGGCAAAACUACGUCGACAACCUGCCAGUGGCAGCGUACGAUCCCAUCGAGCUUGUGGUGCAAAACUGGCUCCCCCUAACGCAGGUUAGCGUGGGUUUGCUGUAUCUCUUAAAGCAGUGCGUGUUUGAGGAAGUGGAACAAUCGUCCCCUACCCGGCUCGUCUUUCGAAGGCUGCGAAAAAGUGCCCUCACCAGUCUGGUCGGCAUGCACGAUGCGGUGCUGAAAGCCUACACGAGAGCUUCCAGUUUGCCCGGGCCGGCGAAAUCUGUACUGGCGAUCGUUCCAAUCAAGGCGCUACUGUGUGGCAGUUUCCAGUACGCCCUGCUUAACUACAACAAUGCACUCUGUCUGUUUUACUGUGCACGAUUGUUGGAGGAGCUUCAGCGUCAUCUUAACGUAGACUAGGCCAAUAGGUAGCAAUUUUUUUUAGAAAACUUUUAAACAAAACUAUUUAUUUUUCUUCAAGGUGAAAGCAAACAAUUGAAUUAAUUAUCCAUACAUCCGGAGUCAUAUUAAUGAGCCACGCAAGGAAGUCAGAAACUCGGUUGCAUUUAAGGAAAUCAAAUUAUAAGUAUAAUUAUUUUUUAACAGUUUAAAGUUAUUAUGCAACAAAUGUUUAGUCAAAAUGGCACACAAUUGGUCCAAAAAAUAUUAAAAAGGUGUAUCGCAAACUGUGAUUGCUUCUCGAUCAUGGAUAAGAUAUUGUUAUCUAUGUUUCAUGUACUGACGUUAUUUUAUGAUUACCAAUAGUGUAGGUUGUCUCGCGUACUGCAAUUUUUCAUCCAAUUCAUAAUUACUUAAAAUAAACUUUUACCCACAAACCCGUCUACUA